CUUGGUCCAAUUCAUUUUAUGUCCGGAUUUUAUCCGUACAUUACCCUUACCUUAACUGGAUCAUUGAAAGGCUUUUGUAAACAUGGAUCGGACUUUGACAUGACACAGAAUAUUGAUGCGCAUGUUAAAUCGCCUCCGUGUUUGGCAGUGCAUCACCAGAAAGCCAAGCACAGCUGUCAGAUUUGUGGUGAUGAUGAGCAACACAGAAGGACCUUUAGAUACAAAGAAAAGCUUUGAAGAUAAAUACUUUGAUUGUGCUGCAAAUGGGAAUGUGGAGGAGCUAAAGUUCCUUUUACAAGCCACAUUUAACCCCGAUCAUCGUAAUGAUAAAGGAUGGACAGCUUUAAUGUUUGCAGCACGACACGGACAAGUACCCGUGGUUGAAACACUGCUAGAAAAAGGGUGUGAUGUAAAUUUGGUUAACAAAACUGGACAGACUGCUCAAGAUAUAGCUGUUUUCUGGGACCAAAAAAACACUGUCAACAUGUUGACCGAUUUCAUUAGAAAGGAAAAUCCUGACAAACAACAGCGUAAUUACUUCUCUCUGAACAACUUGGAUCGCAUGGCUGAGAACCGAAAGGACAGCUGCUGGCUUGAAUCCAAAUUAAAGGAAGAAACCACUAGAUUUAUUGUGUUUUCAGACCUUAAACCGCUGGUUGUUUCUAGUCAUGAUUCUGCCAAGAGAUACAAGUACACACUGGUUCGUCUAGCCCACAGGGAUAUAGAAUUUCAGCUGAAAACCAAUCCACUUCUCGUUUUCCUAGGAGUAGAAAUGUAUAAUCCUUCUAAAGAUGACAGCUCUGAAGAAAAUGUUGUUAGUCAGGCAUUAUUUGCUCUUGAUGUAACAAAUACAGACGAAUCAAAAUUCAAGACUCUGGUUAACGAGGCAGAAUUUAUUACAAGCUAUCCUGCAUCAAUGCAGUUGGAGCCAAGCGAUGCUGGGAUUUUUGCAGAGGCUCGCUCGAUGUUGGACUGGCUAGACCGCUAUAAGUUCUGUGCUACCUGUGGAAGUUCUACUACAGUGACGGAGGGGGGAUAUAAACGCACCUGUGAUGACAAAUCAUGCCGCACAAACAAAGGUAUUCACAACACAUGCUACCCUCGUACUGACCCAUCUGUGAUCAUGCUGGUUGUCUCCCCUGAUAAGAAGAGAUGCCUGCUGGGAAGGAAGAAACAAUUUCCUGCCAAGAUGUACUCCUGUCUUGCUGGAUUCAUGGAACCAGGUGAGACAAUUGAGGAUACCUGUCGACCAGGGGUUGUAACAAGGAUGGUCUAG
Pecten maximus is the source of this 1276-nucleotide messenger RNA. Its product is annotated as peroxisomal NADH pyrophosphatase NUDT12-like. The coding region runs from base 116 to 1276 and encodes 386 amino acids. The transcript is spliced from 6 exons. Gene Ontology annotation, molecular function: protein binding; NADH pyrophosphatase activity. Gene Ontology annotation, cellular component: cytosol. The record is from RefSeq and is a predicted model, not a curated record. Gene Ontology annotation, biological process: NAD+ catabolic process; NADP+ catabolic process. NCBI's taxonomy places the organism in Eukaryota, Metazoa, Mollusca, Bivalvia, Pectinida, Pectinidae.